Messenger RNA from Kogia breviceps (pygmy sperm whale), 2305 nucleotides. The record is from RefSeq and is a predicted model, not a curated record. Lineage: Eukaryota; Metazoa; Chordata; Mammalia; Artiodactyla; Physeteridae.
UGGCCUGUAUUAUACAGGGGUGUCGUCUAUAGAAACGUUCACCAGGUGCCGCAGCACCUACAGGUGCAUGUGUGAUGCCAAAGAGGGAAGAAGUAGACGGGUGGAGAUCCCCCCGAGUUCACAAAUCUCCGGCCAGGGCACUCAGUAAAGGUUUGGUCCGAAAAGCAAACGUCGAAGCACUCUGUUCUCCUUUGUUCAAAGGCGUCCAGGGGACCCGGGUACCAGGAUGUGUGCUUUCAGGCUCGGGAGCUUACCGAUCACUGGUGCCCACAGGUUCGGAAGCCGACGAGGCUGCCCUGCAGGAGCCCAGGCUGCGGCUCCUGCUGGCUGGGAGGUCAGGGACUGGGAAGAGCGCCACGGGCAACAGCAUCCUGGGCCAGAAGCACUUCGUCUCCAGGCUCGGGGCGACGUCGGUGACCCGGACCUGCGCCGCGGGCAGCUGCAGGUGGGCCAAGUGGGACGUGGAGAUCAUUGACACCCCGGACCUCUUCGGCUCCGAGGUCUCCCAGACAGACCCGGGCUGCGCGGAGCGAGGCCGCUGCUACCUGCUCUCGGCGCCGGGGCCCCACGCCCUGCUCCUGGUGACCCAGCUGGGCCGCUUCACGGCCCAGGACCAGCAGGCCUGGAGCGGGGUGAAGGCGCUGUUCGGCGACGGCAUCGUGACGCGCACCAUCGUGGUCUUCACCCGCGAGGAGGACCUGGCCGGGGGCUCGCUGCAGCAUUACGUGCGCGACACCGGCAACCGCGCGCUCCGGGAGCUGGUGGCCGAGUGCGGGGGCCGAUUCUGCGCCUUCGACAACCGCGCCGCCGGCGGGAAGCGAGAGGCGCAGGUGGCGGCGCUGAUGGGGCUGGUGGAGGAGCUGGUGAGGGAGCACGGCGGCGCCCCUUACACCAACGACCUGUACAGCCUGGCGCAGGCCCUGGACGGCGCGGACCCCGCGGAGAGGCUGCGCAGGGUGGCGGAGCGAGUGGCCGUCCGCGCGCAGAGGCGGCGGGAGCGCUGGCCGCUCGCCUGGCGGUGGCGGUGGCCCAAGGCGCCGGGGACCUGGUGUAAGUUGGGCGUGUGCAGCCUGCUGGGCGCCCUGGUCCUGCUCUGCCUGCUCUACAGGCACCGGCCAGAGGCCGCGACAGCCGCGCCCCGGGACGUUCGGCCGCGCGCUCGCGCCGCCCGCCGGCACCCAGCCCGCCGCGCCGCGCCCGGUGUUCUCAGGCCUUACCAAGUCCCAUAUGGACCCUUGCUUUUUAUUCCUUUCCUUUUUUUUUUAUUCCAGAAGAGAAUGGAAGGGCUUCAGAGGAGCAGAUACAGAACUAUGGCUGAAGGUGCAGUAGGACAUGAGCGGUUUGCAACCUCGUCCUCACUGCGGAUCAUCCUGGUGGGUAAAACAGGCAGCGGCAAAAGUGCCACCGGGAACAGCAUCCUGUGCCAGCCGGUGUUUGAGUCCAGGCUGGCGUCCCAGUCGGUGACCAGGAAGUGUCAGGGGGCAACGGGCACGUUGAACGGGAGGAGCGUCCUGGUGGUGGACACGCCCCCCAUCUUUGAGGCGAGGGCCCCGGACCAAGAGGCGUACGAGAACAUCGCGGACUGCUACCUGCUCUCGGCCCCGGGGCCUCACGUGCUGCUGCUGGUGACCCAGCUGGGGCGCUUCACGGAGCAGGACGUGGUGGCCGUGGCCAGGGUGAAGGAGGUCUUUGGGGCGAGAGCCCUGAGACACACGGUCCUCCUCUUCACCCACCAGGAGGACUUGGCGGACGGCUCGUUGCAUGACUACGUAGCCAACACGGACAACCUCAGGCUGAGGGAGCUGGUCCGGGAGUGCGGGCAGAGGUACUGCGCCUUCAACAACCGGGCCUCCGGGGACGGACAGAGGCAGCAGCUGGCCGCGCUGGCGGCCGUGGUCGAGGGGCUGCAGAGGGAGCACCGGGGCGCCUACCUCAGCAACGACCUCUUCUUCGAUGCGCAGCGGCUCCAGCAGGGCGGGGGCGACCCCCGUGGAGAAGGUCGCGUGCGCUACCUGGCCGAGGUGCGGGCGCAUGUGGCAAAGCAAAAGCGAGACCUGCAAGAGGCCCGGAGGACCCGUGUCUUCAAGGCGCUGCUCCAAGUCAAAAACUGGCUCGUGGUGCAUGAUGAGCUUUGUGUUUGUCUGGUUUGGGGCAGCUUACUUUUCCUUCUUAUUCUGCUGAUCAUCUGGUAUCAUCUUUAAUUCUCUGUCUCAUCUGUUUGUCGGAGCCUUUUCUAAAGUAUCACUUCAGGGAUUCCUUGUUCAUUUCCGAAACAAAUUCUGUUGGUCUGCAAAGGACCUGGUCU